AUGGGGAAUGCGGAUGCGACGGCGGAAGAGGAAGGGCGCGCAAACAAGGUCAUAAAGCGUCUGCGUAUAUUCUCCUCGGUGGCUUUGAAGUUGGGGGAUGACAAGUUCCCCAGCUGGUGCCUCGAACUGAACUCUGAAAACGAUUCACUUGACUCCAAAACCAACAAGCCUUCGUCCGGGGCUCACCAUCGGGUCGAUCAUGAUUUCGAGAAGCCGAGGGCUGAGAAUAUUGGCGGCGACUUUAAUGGAAUCGAAGCGGUGAGAACGAUGUUGUUGGUCGAUCGCCAAGAGCAGGUGGAUAAGUUGAAGGUUAAUUUCGGGAGAGAAUGGGAAGCGGUCACGGCGGAGUGGUCGUCGUUUGCUCCCACCGCCAAGCCGUGGAAUCUGAGGGCGAGGAAAGUUGCGCGCAAGGCGACGAUCGACGGCGACGAAGCGAAGUUCACGAUACCGCUUUCACGGCAGGAGGCGGAGGAGGAUUAUUUGGCGAGGUUGGGACACAAACCCCCGCGUAGGCCCAAGAAGCGAGCCAAGGCGGUCCAGAAGGAAAUAGACGCUCUUUUUCCAGGCUCAACGUUAACUGGAAUUACAGCCCACCGAUACAAAGUUCCUGGGCGUAGAGGAUAG
This is a messenger RNA of Malania oleifera, 624 nucleotides long. RefSeq lists its product as uncharacterized. Lineage: Eukaryota; Viridiplantae; Streptophyta; Magnoliopsida; Santalales; Ximeniaceae. The coding region runs from base 1 to 624 and encodes 207 amino acids. The transcript is spliced from 2 exons. The record is from RefSeq and is a predicted model, not a curated record.